GCAACAAUCAUAAAAUUGUUUUAUUUACAAUUAUUUUGCAUUAUAAUUUGAAAGCGUUUUCUUUGAUUUAUUUUUAAUUCUGAAUGAAAAUAUUUUUAAAUAGAUUAUAUUGUUGUAGGUUCGAGUACUUGAAUAAAAGGUUAUAUACUAUGAAACGAGCUGCCCCGACAAGUAGUAGCAAAUCUUCAAAAGCUAAAGAUUCUUCUAAAAAAUCUAAAAACUUAAAUGAGACUUUAAGCAAAGCUUCUACAUCCAAGGAUAGCGCAAAUGAUGAUACCAUAUCGAACAACUUUAUUCAAUCAAUUCAAGAUAAACGUUUAAAAUGCGCAGCCAGUGUUACAGAUUUCUCAUUCAAAAAGAAACGGGUACGUAUUUUAAGUUCCGAAAAAGAAGUACGUGAAAAUUGUGAGGGGCCAGUUGUAUAUUGGAUGUCACGGGAUAUGCGUGUGCAGGAUAAUUGGGCUUUAUUGUAUGCUCAACGCCUGGCAUUUAAAUUGCAGUUGCCUUUGGUAGUGGUUUUCUGUCUGGUGCCAAAAUUUCUUAAUGCCACCAUAAGACACUAUAAAUUUAUGUUGGGUGGCCUAGAGGAAGUAGCAAAAGAUUGUAGUGAUUUAAAUAUUACCUUUCAAUUGCUAUUGGGUCCGGCCAAAGAUCGCGUACCGGAAUUUGUUGCCACUCAUGACUGUGCCGCUGUUAUAUGUGAUUUUGCGCCAUUACGUGUGCCUAUGCAAUGGACAGAUGACGUUAAACAAGUGUUACCUAAUGAAGUACCUUUCAUACAGGUGGAUGCUCAUAAUGUAGUGCCAGUAUGGGUGGCUUCGGAGAAACAGGAAUAUGGCGCCCGAACUAUACGCAAUAAAAUAAACACUAAGCUACCUGAAUUUCUAACAGAAUUUCCGCCCUUAAUCAAACAUAAUGUAAACUUUAAAACGGAGUUGGCUCCAGUGGACUGGAGUGCAGUGUUUGCCUCGCUAGAAUGUGAUAUGUCAGUGGAUGAAGUGGUUAAUACAAAACCAGGUUAUAGGGCAGCAUGUAAACAGUUGCAAGGCUUUUGUGAAAAACGUUUAAAAGUAUUUAAUGAUAGCCGUAAUGACCCUACCAAGAAUGUUUUGUCAGGUUUAUCCCCCUGGUUUCAUUUUGGUCAAAUUUCAGUUCAACGCUGUGUCUUGGAGGUUAAAGAGUACAAAUCCAAAUUUAAGGAGUCCGUAGAAGCAUUUUGUGAAGAAGCCAUUGUCAGGCGGGAAUUGGCGGACAAUUUUUGUUACUAUAACAAAAACUAUGACAAUCUCAAAGGGUUGCAUGAUUGGGCGGCAAAAACUCUUAAUGAUCAUCGCAAAGAUAAACGUUCUCCCUGCUAUACACUUGAAGAAUUCGAACAAUCACGAACUCAUGAUGAUUUAUGGAAUUCUGCCCAGAUCCAGCUGGUUAAAGAAGGAAAAAUGCAUGGUUUUUUACGCAUGUAUUGGGCUAAAAAAAUAUUAGAAUGGUCGGAAACUCCAGAGCAGGCUUUGGAAUAUGCCAUUUUACUUAAUGAUAAGUACAGCUUAGAUGGUAGAGACCCCAAUGGUUAUGUAGGAUGUAUGUGGUCUAUUGGCGGCAUCCAUGAUCAGGGUUGGGCAGAACGGGCCAUAUUUGGUAAAAUUCGUUAUAUGAAUUACCAGGGUUGCAAACGUAAAUUUGAUGUUAAUGCAUUUGUGGCACGCUAUGGAGGCAAAGUUCAUACAAAGAAGUAAAUAAAUACAGCAGUUGUGUUGAAGUAGUGUGGUAGGUAGUAUUAAUUGUAACGAUUGUUU
Messenger RNA from Calliphora vicina (urban bluebottle blowfly), 1793 nucleotides. RefSeq names its product photorepair (gene phr). The record is from RefSeq and is a predicted model, not a curated record. Gene Ontology annotation, biological process: photoreactive repair. The transcript is spliced from 3 exons. Bases 84 to 1733 code for a protein of 549 amino acids. Lineage: Eukaryota; Metazoa; Arthropoda; Insecta; Diptera; Calliphoridae. Gene Ontology annotation, molecular function: deoxyribodipyrimidine photo-lyase activity.